AUGCCGGCUCCUUCUCAAAUCAGCAUCUUCCCCGCCUCCUCUGCAAACGCCAAACUCAUCGCCGUACUCUUGCAGCAACAGCACCCUGAGAUCCGGAUCCGGCUUGCUUCGCGCACUCCCGUAAAGCUCGAAGCCACUGGAAGCAACGUCACUGUCUCUGAGACGCCGCUUGACAUCGCCAACGUCGCUUCGAUCAAGGACGCUCUCGAUGGCAGUCAGGCUGCAUUUAUCGUGAACCCUCCAUUCUACGGCUCAAAGGAUCCUUUCUCGCUCUCACAGAAAUACGUCGACUCAAUCACCGAGGCUGCUAACGCUAGCUCGACCCUCACAAAGAUUGUCUACCUCUCCUCAAUCGGUGCCGAAAAGAGCGACGGAACCGGCCCCAUUCGCAACGUCCACAUUGCAGAGAACGGCUUCUUGGCUAAGCUUCGUGACGGAAUCGAGCUGUAUGCACUGCGACCUCCUUACUUUCUUUCCAACCUCAAAGCUGUCCUUCCACUUGCCAUCAAUCCUCCCCACAUUCUGCCAUCCGUGUUGAUACCCUUCGACAGGUCGUACCAGCUUAUCGACUCGACUGCAAUCGCCACCACCGCGCUUAAAUACCUCGUUGCACCACCCUCAUCGUCUCCCGACGUCGCCAAAAAGGGACAUAUUGUAGCUGUGCAGCUUGUCACUGAGAAAAAAACCGUCCCCGAGCUCGCUCAGUACGUCUCUGAAAUCACCGGCACCAAGGUGAAUGCAAUUCCCAUUCCUCAGCAAGAGUGGUUCGACACGUUCAAGAAUGCAGGCUUACUCGAAGAGCAGGCUCAGCUCCUUGUCGAAAUGUCUACCGGCCUCUACACUGGUCACAUCGACUUUAUCCACGACCAAGCUGCUCUUGCAAAAGAAAACCAGCGAGGCGUCACCGUAGUCACUGAGCAUCCCCAUGUUGAUCACAAGUCUGCCCUUAAGCACCUCAUCGGAGCCGUCCAAACUACCCAUUGA
This is a messenger RNA of Mycosarcoma maydis (corn smut), 984 nucleotides long. RefSeq lists its product as uncharacterized. The transcript has a single exon. The record is from RefSeq and is a predicted model, not a curated record. NCBI's taxonomy places the organism in Eukaryota, Fungi, Basidiomycota, Ustilaginomycetes, Ustilaginales. The coding region runs from base 1 to 984 and encodes 327 amino acids.